GCGUGAACCUAAUGACUCUUGUUUGGACACUACUCGUGGAAUAUAUUAUAAGCCUGAAAAUAAAAUUGAAACAUUCAAAUCAAAUUUAUUUACUCCCACUAGAUAACCAAUUCAGCAAGCAAAUCAAAAUAGGGAUGAAACAAAAUCUUCAUCUAACCAAAAAUUCAAAACUGCAAAAGUGAGAGGUUGACUGCAAUGGCUGAAAUGGCUGUGAGUUUGGCUAUUCAGCAACUGCUUCCACUGUUAAGGAAAGAAGCCAAUUUGCUUGGAGGCAUCCACAAGGAAUUUGCAUACAUCAAAGAUGAACUUGAAAGCAUCCAAGCAUUCCUUAAGGACGCCGAAAAAAGAGCUGCAGUUGAAGGAGACAACGUCCGUGAAGGGGUCAAAAUAUGGGUGAAGCAGGUGAUAGGAGUAGCUUUUCGUAUAGAAGAUAUCAUAGAUGAAUAUAUGAUCUAUGAACCACGAAAACCUCGUCAUCCCAAAUAUCCAGAUUCACUCCAUAAGAUUGUUCAAUUGAUCAAAACUUUGAUCCCUCGCCAUCGAAUUGGGUCAAAGAUUCAAGAAGUUAAGUCGUCUGUUUGUAUGAUCAAGGAAAGAAGUGAAAGAUAUGGCUUCCAAAUCCAACCUCAAGAAUCAAGUGGAAUACAAAAUGCUAAAUGGUAUGACCCUCGAUUGGAUACUCUUCACAUGGAGGAAAUUGACGUUGUGGGAUUUCAAGAGUCUAGAGAAAGAUUGAUCGGCUGGUUGGUAAAAGGAAGAGUAGAGCGCACUGUUGUCUCUGUGGUGGGAAUGGGAGGGCAGGGUAAAACCACUCUUGCCAAGAAUGUUUUUGAUAGCAAGGAGGUUUGUGGACACUUUGAUUGUCGUGUAUGGAUCACAGUGUCUCAAUCAUACAGUAUAGAAGGGUUGUUGAGGGACAUGUUGCGCAAGUUUCACAAGUCUUUGCCUCGGGAUAUUCCUACAGAAAUGGAUAGAGGGUCAUUAAUCGAUGAGGUAAGAAACUACUUGCAGCAAAAGAGGUACGUUGUUGUGUUUGAUGAUGUAUGGAACAUGCAUUUUUGGAAUGAGAUUGAAUCUGCUGUAAUUGAUAAUAAAAAUGGAAGUAAGAUAUUUAUAACAACAAGGAAUAUAGAUGUUGCACUUUCUUGUAAGAGAUCUUCGUUAGUCAAAGUGCAUGAGUUGCAACCUUUAACUGAAGAACAAUCUCUGGAGUUGUUUAAUAAGAAGGCAUUUCAAUUUGACAAAUGUUGUUGUCCAAAAGAGCUCAUUGAUAUAUCUUAUGAUAUUGUUAAAAAAUGCAAAGGUUUACCACUAGCAAUUGUUGCCAUCGGAGGUCUUUUAUCUUUAAGAGAUAAAAAUUCAAUCGAGUGGAAGAGGUUUUGUGAAAAUCUACUCUUAGAGCUAAACAAGGAUUCCAAUUUAAUUGGGAUUAAAGAGAUUUUAAGUUUGAGUUAUAAUGAUUUGCCUUACUAUCUUAGAUCAUGUUUGUUGUAUUUUGGAUUAUACCCAGAAGACUAUGAAAUUGAAUCUAAGAUACUACUUCGUCAGUGGAUAGCUGAAGGGUUUGUGAAAGAGGAAAGGGGGAAGACAUUAGAAGAAGUUGCGGAAACUUAUUUAUCAGAGUUGAUUAAUAGAAGUUUGGUGCAAAUCUCUUCGAUUAAUAUUGAUGGAAAAGUUAAAAGUUGUCGUGUUCAUGAUCUAUUACGUGUGAUGAUCUUUGAAAAAUUUAAGGAUUUAAGUUUUUGCUGCCAUAUUAGUGAAGACAGUCAGUCAUCCUUAAGUAAACAAUUCCGCCGUCUAUCAAUAGAAACAAAUUCUAAUGAUUUAAUGGCAAGUAUUGAAGGUUCACAUGUUCGGUCGCUGCUUGUUUUCACGGAUAAAGAAAUAACUGAAGAAUUUGUAAAUAAAAUCACUACAAAAUUCAAGUUGUUGAAAGUGCUUGAUUUUAAAGAUACAUCCCUUGAUUUUGUUCCUAGGAAUAUAGGCAAUUUGAUUCACUUGAAGUACUUGAGCUUUAGAAACACAGAUGUAAAAAGUCUUCCAAAAUCCAUUGGCAUGCUCCAAAACCUAGAGACUUUGGAUGUAAGAGGUACAGAUAUCCAUGAGAUGCCAAAAGAGAUUAGCAAGCUUAGAAAGCUACUACAUCUUCGAGGUUAUACAAUGUCUUUCAUUAAAUUGAAGGAUGGUAUUGGAGACAUGACAUCUUUACAAUCAUUGCGAUAUGUUGUAUUAGAUGGAGAAGAAGUAGUAGAGCUAAUCCAGGAGCUAAAAAAGUUGAAGCAGUUAAGAGAAUUAGGCUUGGUUCGUCUUAGAAGAGAGCAUGGAAGUGUUCUAUCUUCUUUAGUCAAUGAGAUGCAACACUUGGAGAAACUACAUAUUCGAGAAAAACCAACAAACACAAAUGAAGUCAAUAUUGAUUUACAUUUGAUUUCAUGUCCACCAAUGCUUCGAGAUAUUAGACUGUAUGGGAAGUUAGAGAAGUUGCCAGAGUGGAUUCCAAAGCUACAAAAUCUUGUUGAGUUAAAGUUGGAAUGCUCCCAAUUAACAGAUGAUCCAAUGGAAUCACUAAAACAUAUGCAACACUUGUUGUCACUCUAUAUCAGCCACCAUGGUUAUGAAGGUGAAAGUUUGUAUUUUCAAAAUGGAGGGUUUCACAAACUAAAGGAACUAAACAUUGGAAAUUCAUCUUCCUUGCGUUCCAUCAUCAUUGACAAAGGAUCAUUGUGUUCUCUUAGAAAGCUCGAGUUAUGGCGUAACACCCAACUCAAGACUGUACCUACCGGCAUCCAACACUUAGAGAAGCUUAAAGUUCUCAAUAUUUGGGAUAUGCCAACUGAAUUUGUGCAAAGCAUUGCUCCAAAUGGAGGAAAAGAGCACUGGACCAUUCAGCAUGUGCCCUUUGUAAAGUUUUAUCCUGCUGGCGGCAAAUCAGUUCGAUACUUCAGGACAAAGAACUAAGGUGGUUGGCUUCCGGUGAUUGCUUCAAGUGUACUUUUACAACUGUUGCGGCACGUCUGUUCCAAAUGAAGAAAAUAAUGUAUUGUCUUUCUCUAAUAAUGGUAUACGAAGCAUCAGUUAUUUUUUAUGAAAUCUAAAGUUAUCGAUUCAAGAUUCUUGGUUAUUUUAUUUGAGAUUUGAGUUCCUUGUAAUGUAUCAUGUAUGAAAUAUGUUGUGAGAGCUUUUUUUCUUUCAAGGAUUGCAAUACAUUAUUUCUCUGUUGAUUUAUCUUUUCUUUUAGAAUAAGAGAAAUGAAGUUUUAUUUAAUAUA
Messenger RNA from Medicago truncatula (barrel medic), 3268 nucleotides. RefSeq names its product disease resistance protein RPM1. The coding region runs from base 196 to 2958 and encodes 920 amino acids. Gene Ontology annotation, biological process: defense response to other organism. The record is from RefSeq and is a predicted model, not a curated record. Gene Ontology annotation, molecular function: ADP binding. The transcript is spliced from 2 exons. Lineage: Eukaryota; Viridiplantae; Streptophyta; Magnoliopsida; Fabales; Fabaceae.